GCUUGGCGCGCUCUUUCUAAAUCCAAUACAAAAUGAGACUAAACGCAAACGCGUAGUACGUUACGUUUCGAAAUCGAAUUUAUUUACACUAGGGGUACUGCUUUUAAAAUAAUAUAAUGAAAAAAUGAAAAAAUGUGUAGACUUCAAAGGGAAAUACUUAGAAAACCAAUAAAGUCAUUUUUGUUACUAUAAUGCUGUUAAUAAUUUCUAAUACCGAAAUAUCAUUGUAUAAUGCCUCACUUUCUCACUAAAUCCGCAUAAGGAGCUUCUACAGGCUCUCUAGUGUCUUAUAAAAAGCUGUAAAGUAGUGACGUUAUCUCCACCAUCCCUUAAAUUUAGCUUAAAUCAUACAUGUAACUGAUUUGUAAAAAUGUAAAACGUUGAGGUGCAGGCUUAGACAUUUUCAGUUGUCGACAGGACUAUCGGUCUCAUCUAUUCCGGUGAGCUGGGCUGACGGUCAGCCAGACAACGCCAACACGGACGAGGACUGCUUGGUGCUGACGAGCGAGGGCAAACUGGCUGACAUGAGCUGCGAGAGCAUGCUGCCGUACUUCUGCCGCAAGGAGGACAAGUGCGGCGCCACUAAGGCAGAAGGUGAUUCUUAUUCAUCAAACUAACUAACAUAAACUACAUGAUAAGUGUUUUACCAAACAACUACACCAAAAAUACUGAGAUGAACUGGACACAUGUAGGCAGGUCAAAGAAAUUCUAUCGGGAUUAAACUACAAGCUCACCAAUACUACUGAAGACACCUAGAUACCAACUAUGAAACAUAGUAGGAUUAAUUACAGGACAUAAGACACUAGACACACAUCUCUUUAUUAUGGGUAACAGAUAGCCCCAUGUGCAGAGCUGCAGAGCGUGCAUGGAAACAACAAAACACAUUCUUCUGAACUACCUCGAUUUACGGAAAAUAUCCAGAAUAACAAAGCACCUAACUAAAUUUAAUACUAUAGAGAGCGACAAAGCCUUCUGCUGUAAGAAAAAUUGUAACUUCUUCUGUUUCGUAUUAACUGAUAAGAUAAUCCACCAAAACUAUAACCAUACUAUACUUCUCGACAUACCUCGCCUUAGUUUUAACAUUGAGAUUGACUAUGCUGAUGGCUGCGAUUGGAUAUUUAAAAUCAAUUUGCUACGAUGGCAGCCUUAGGUGGUCACUUUCUUAGGAGGAAUAGAGUUAGGUCACGUUGUCAGGAUGUCGCUUCGAGGCUUUCUUAGGACGAUAACUUUCUAAGGAUGUUAUUUACUUUCGAUGUACGUCACUUCAUGAGAAGCCCCACCAUAUUAAUUUUGGGUAUUACCAAAAAUUUUAAAAUGCGUUAGAGUUGAGUGUCUCCUACAGUUUCUGUUUUCAACGCAAUGUGAAUAAGAACACCACAGUUUAUUAUUCGUUCCGUGUAUGCCUGCCUAGUGGCUGUGGGACAUAUUGCUUAUUCGCAGCUGCCAAAUAGUAUGAGGAUUUCAUGAAAGCCAAAAAAUACGGUCUAACUCACGUGAUUUUAGUCACUCGCGCGACAUGUGUGCGACUCAUAACAGUUUAAAUUCGAUCCAAUGAAAGUUCAUAUUUACACGAAAUCGUGGGUUGAAGUGAAUGCUUACAAUAUGUUAAUCUUAUUAUUUCCUCUACGAGACAGGCUAUGCCUAGUGUGGAGGUCAGUAUAACAUGUAACACUGUUUAAACUUAUAUUGGUCAAAUAAACAAUUUGUAUUUUGUAUUUGUAUUUGUAAGUCGCUUGUAUUUCCGCCACCACCAACUUUGCACAAUAGCCAAUUCCUACUUAGCAAUUAUAUGCUUUCAGGGUAUAAGUGGGAGCCCGGCACCGGCAGCUGCUACAAAUACCACGAGUCUAAAAACACGUGGCGCGAGGCCCUGGCCAAGUGCCACGCAGAGGGCGGACAUCUGACCAUCAUCAACAGUCAGACCGAAUCUACCGUGCUCAAGGAAUUAUUUAAAGACAAAGAUGAAUAUCAUGCCUUUAUCGGUUUUUCGCAUUAUUAUGAUGACGUGUGGGCAACAAUUAAUGGUAAGGGUUGGUUUUUACUACCUUCAAAUUCGGAUAUUACGAUUCCUACUUAUAAAAAACUGUAUUACAUUUUAGUAGUUCUAUUUCGUGUGUUGACAGGUGAGAGACUCUCCGAGGCCGGUUUUUCAGAGUGGGACAAAGAUGAGCCCAACAACGUCAGUAAAAAUGAGUUUUGCGGCUCCAUCCAUCACAAUGGACUUCUGAACGACGCCCCGUGCAACCGAGGCGCUCCAUUUAUUUGCGAGUUUACCCCUAAACAUUAACGGCCGUUUGUUCAAACUUAGGUAUCUAGCAGUUUUGUUACAUGUAUACAAUUGCAUUAUAGGAAAUACUCGUACAGUCAGUGUCAAUAGUAGCGGUUGAAACAACGCGCCAAAAUUAUCUGCCACCCUGGAAUUAUUUUCCAAAUACAGUUAAAGCGGGACCAGAAAUAUAUGAUCAUUGUCAAGAGGGCGCUGUUAAAUUAGUUUAGUAUGAUAAAUUUAGUUCCCAUGAAAUUCC
Messenger RNA from Cydia pomonella (codling moth), 2525 nucleotides. RefSeq names its product hemolymph lipopolysaccharide-binding protein-like. The record is from RefSeq and is a predicted model, not a curated record. Gene Ontology annotation, molecular function: signaling receptor activity. Lineage: Eukaryota; Metazoa; Arthropoda; Insecta; Lepidoptera; Tortricidae. The transcript is spliced from 2 exons. The coding region runs from base 1790 to 2287 and encodes 165 amino acids.